UAGGCUAAACUUUCUAUUAUUUUGGUUCACAUAAGAAUCGUCUGUUUGUGAUUUUUUAUUGCUCUCCAUACGACAGAAAAUCAAUCUUUUGAAAGAAAAAAUAAACAGUAAAGAGUGCAUUAAAGGUAGAAUUUGUUAGAAACAAAUAUAUAUAGAAAAAUGAAGAAGGAACAGGAAGAGGGAAAACCUGAGUUUGAAAACAUUCUCGCAGAAGUUGGAGACUAUGGAGCUUUCCAGAAAAGUCUUGUUCGUUGGUUUCUAUUCCCUGGUGUUGUUCCUCUGGCCUGGUUUUCUCUCAACAUAGUGUUCUUUAUGUCCGUUCCAGACCACUGGUGUCACGUUUCUGAACUACUCAAAUCCAAUCUUAGUGUGAAAGAACAACAGAUUCUGAUUAGGCCUGUGGAGAAACAACAUGGAGUAGAAGAACUGAGUAACUGUGAAAUGCGUGAUUUUAAUUACAGUCAGAUACUCGUGGAUUUACUAGAAGGAUCACAAGUGAAAUCCAUUUUAUCAAGGUAUAACUCUACUUCGAAUAUUCCUUGUCCGAGCGGCUGGAUGUAUGAUCAGACCCUUUACGACAACACAGCAUCUAAACAAUGGGACCUGGUGUGUGACAAGGAUCCCAUGCCUAGCCUCGUCUUCACCCUUACUGGGGUUGGAAGUGUACUUGCUACGCCAGUCUAUGGAGGUCUGUCAGAUAGGAUUGGAAGGAAGCUGACCUUCUUCCUGUGCGUUUUUGUCACCCUGGUGAGCGGAAUUGCUUCACUCUUCGUACCGAAUUUCAUAGCAUUUCUUGUGCUCCGAAUGGUCAAUGGAGGGCUCUCACCAACGCUUUUCCAGUUACCAUACAUCUUGCUGUUUGAAAUAGUGGGAACAGACAAGCGUACAGAGAUGAUGACUAUUGGUUCUAUUGCUUGGACAGUAGGCCUGUGUACGCUUCCCCUCUUCGCCUACUUACUACGGAACUGGGUGUUGCUUGGAUUGGUCACCACGUGUUUCUGUAUUCCCUAUUUCUUGUACUGGAGGUUUCUACCAGAGUCUCCUCGUUGGCUUGUGUCCAUGAAACGAUAUGACGAAGCAGUAGUUAUUCUGACACGAAUAGCCGAGAGAAAUGGAAGUCCUGUACCUGAUAAUCUUGUAGAGAGGUUAAAGAACGUGGAAAAAGAGGCUGCGAGAGAGAAACAGAUUGACACAGCACACAAUGUGACAGUGUUAUUUCGGUAUCGAAAUUUAAGAAAACAUUUUAUUUUUCUAACCCUAAUCUG
This is a messenger RNA of Limulus polyphemus (Atlantic horseshoe crab), 1265 nucleotides long. Its product is annotated as organic cation transporter 1-like. NCBI's taxonomy places the organism in Eukaryota, Metazoa, Arthropoda, Merostomata, Xiphosura, Limulidae. The transcript has 6 exons. The record is from RefSeq and is a predicted model, not a curated record. The annotation marks the transcript as partial. Gene Ontology annotation, biological process: transmembrane transport. Gene Ontology annotation, molecular function: transmembrane transporter activity.